CACUCUGAUGCCUCCUAUCUUCAACAUGGUAGAUCUCAGAAUGUUUUUGUUUCCAUGACACACCAGUUCUGUAAUUAGAGGUUCUAAAGAGGCACAAUAAGGAACUUAAUCCCUAGUGAUUACCUUCUCCCUCUUAUAUUUCUCUUUUAAGUCCAUGAGUGAAAGGUUGUUAUUAAGAGCACUGAAGGGUGGUGAAAACACUAAGAUCAUUACCUUGAAUGGGAAGAAGAUAACAAAGAUGCCCUCAGCAUUAGAAAAACUGCCUGGCCUGAAGACUCUAGAUCUUCGGAAUAAUCAAAUCCCCAAGGUGUGCCCGGAAAUAAGCACCUUGACCCAGUUGACAGUACUAAAUCUGGGAAACAACCUUUUGGAAGAAAUUCCAGAAGAGGUGAAAUACCUUACAUCCCUGAAGAGGCUUCAUUUAUUUGGAAAUAAGAUUUGUAAAUUUGCAUCUGGAGUAUGUGAUGGCUUACAAAAUUUGAUUCUGCUUAAUCUGAACAACAAUCAGCUCACAUGGAUUCCUCAAGAAGUCAGCAGAUUAAAAAGCCUUAUAUAUUUGAGUAUGAAUCAUAACCAGCUAGCCAGCAUUCCUAAAGAACUUUGUUUUCUUAAGAAUCUUUCUGAACUUCAACUUAACUACAAUCAGCUCAUUUACAUACCUGAAGAGAUUAAGUUCUUGAAGAAGCUCCAGAAGCUUCUUCUGGUGGGAAACAACAUUGAAGUUUUGCCAGAGGAACUUUGUGAUCUUAUAAACCUAAGAAUCCUAGACAUAGCUGGAAAUUUUAUUCAGACAUUUCCAUCAGGAUUUCAGAACCUGAAGCUGAAGGAAUUCUACUGUGAAGGAAAUCCACUGUUCCUGAGGCAGCCAGUUAAUGCUGUACAACAGGAAGAUGCCUGGAGUCUACAGGAAAUAACAUCAAGAUUUAUAAUGAAUGAGCUAGCGGGAAAGAAUCCUUUCAUAAUGCACGUCAUAGAACAGCACCCACAGGUCAGGAACAUAAUCUCUCAGAGAAAAUGUGCAAUAUGUGGAAAUUACUUUUUAACAAUAUGGCUGGAAUGUGUUGAAUUUGUUCCUCCACCAAAGAACUGGAAGAUAAGCAGAAAUCUACAGCUGGUACCUCUUCGAAUAUUAAUUUGUUCUUACAAAUGUUUUAAUCAACGUGGCCCUAACCUCUUUGGAAUUGCUCAAGUGUAGAGUCGGUGAGCAGCUCAUUUAGAGUCUCACAUGACUUGCGCCCCCGCCCAGGCUCUGCACACGGAGUCAGAUUAUACCCUACUUAUGACACCAUACUGUGUCUCUUCUUUUUGCCAGCACAUUAAACAAAGGAAGAAAAAUAAUUUACUUGUAAAGAUCCCAAUUUAACCGCUAUACUCUACCUUUAGCUUGCUUAGACUCUAGGUGUGCUGUUUCU
Lutra lutra (Eurasian river otter) is the source of this 1412-nucleotide messenger RNA. It is a transcript of the gene LRRC69, whose product is annotated as leucine rich repeat containing 69. Gene Ontology annotation, molecular function: protein binding. The record is from RefSeq and is a predicted model, not a curated record. Lineage: Eukaryota; Metazoa; Chordata; Mammalia; Carnivora; Mustelidae.